Ricinus communis (castor bean) is the source of this 2103-nucleotide messenger RNA. RefSeq lists its product as uncharacterized. Bases 536 to 1861 code for a protein of 441 amino acids. The record is from RefSeq and is a predicted model, not a curated record. The transcript has 2 exons. Lineage: Eukaryota; Viridiplantae; Streptophyta; Magnoliopsida; Malpighiales; Euphorbiaceae.
UAUACUAUAGUCUCUGUAUAACUUGUUUUUUUUUUUUAUGACUCAGAUCAGUGCAAAUAAUUUUUUUAAAAUAAAAUAAAAAUUAUCUCGUUUUAUUACUGGGUUCAGGCAGAAUCACAAGUGUCUAUAUAGAGUUAAGCAGACGAUAUAUCAGUAAAUGAUAGAAACAAAAAAAAAAAAAAUCAAUUUCAUACCCAUUUUUUCUGAGAAAAAGGAAAAAAGAAUUCACACCCCCCUUUGAUUUCGAGCUCUACAAUAGAAAACCCAGCUAUUCUCCUUAAAGGAAAGGAAGAAACCCAGUUAAUAUCUGCAGCCCAAAAAUUAUGAGACUCCUCUUAUCGCAAAAUCAGGUCGAAAUUGGAAGCAUCUGGCGCUGUUGUCUAGUUGAAUAAACCCUUUUGUAUGAUGAGUUACUGUGGCAAUUGGUUGCACUGAAGAAAUAAAUCAUUGCAAUUGGCUACUAUAUAGCCAAAACUGUAUCCCAGGCUAGGGUCUUAGGAGACCCAUAAUCUUAGUUCAUUGUUUGAAACAAGCAAUGGAAGGGAAUUUAUCACAAGGAGGUAUAUUUGGUGGCUUUGACUUGCAAGGAUCAACGAGAGUUCAUCAUCAUCAAGAGCAGCACCAGCAUGCUGUACACCAUCAACAGAACCCUCUCCAUCGCCAAGGGUCAUCUGUGCAGCCCUCAACUCAUGAGGGUUUUCCCCUGGCAAUGGGGACCAUGCGCAACUCUGAUCAAAUAAUCUCUAUGACUGAUUACAAUAAGGGAGAUAAGGGGAAAAAUUCAGCAAGCGAUGAGGAUGAACCAAGUUAUACUGAAGAUGGUGCUGAUGGUCACAAUGAUCCAAGUAGAGGGAAAAAAGGAUCGCCAUGGCAGCGGGUUAAGUGGACUGAUAAAAUGGUGAGGCUUCUAAUAACUGCUGUCUCUUACAUAGGAGAGGACGUGACUUCGGAUUAUGGCAGCGGCAUGAGAAGGAAAUUUUCUGUCCUACAAAAAAAGGGAAAGUGGAAAUCAGUUUCAAAGGUCAUGGCUGAAAGGGGUCACCUUGUUUCACCUCAGCAAUGUGAGGAUAAAUUCAAUGACCUUAACAAAAGAUAUAAAAAGCUCAACGACAUGCUAGGCAGGGGCACUUCUUGCCAAGUUGUGGAGAAUCCAGCACUUCUAGAUGUUAUAGAUUAUUUAACAGAGAAAGAGAAAGAUGAUGUUAGGAAAAUAUUAAGCUCAAAACAUCUGUUCUAUGAAGAGAUGUGUUCCUACCAUAAUGGAAAUAGACUGCAUUUGCCUCACGAUCCUGCACUGCAGCGUUCCCUACAGUUAGCUCUUAGAAGUAAAGAUGGUCAUGAUAAUGAUGAUGUGAGACGGCAUCAACAUGAUGAUAUGGAUGAAGAUGAUCAAGAAGUGGAAACUGAUGAUCAUGAUGAAUUUGCGGAGACUCAAGCUUCACAUGGGGAAAGCCGGGGUAUACAUGGACUCUUGGGGGGCUCUGCAAAAAGGUUGAGACAAGGCCAGGGCCAUGAAGAUGUUUGUUUUGGGAACUCAUCUCAGGAUGGGAAUAAAGGUUCUCAUUCUAAUUUCCAGAUUUCCGAAGUUGAUAUGAAUCAAAACUCACCUGAGUGUACAAAAGCAGCUUGGUUACAGAAGCAGUGGAUGGAGUCUCGUGCACUUCAGUUAGAAGAGCAAAAGCUACAAAUUCAAAUUGAGACGUUGGAAUUGGAAAAGCAGCGAUUCAAGUGGCAAAGAUUUAGCCGGAAAAGAGAUCGCGAACUUGAAAAGUUGAGGAUGGAGAAUGAGAGGAUGAAACUUGAGAACGAGAGAAUGGCAUUGGAGCUGAAGCAGAAAGAAAUCUGUGUUGAUUUUAACUAAAUGUUUGGUCCUAUUAUUGUUAGUUCCUUAAAACAGCUGGAUUGCAGAGCUUCUUUUAUGGUAAGCUGCUGCUGGCUAUAAAUGCAAUUCAUUUGAGGGGGAAUCUUGUUGGGAAGUUAGUCUGCCUGCAUAUAUUGUGUAAACUCAGUAUAGCAACAUUACCUUUAGCUAGUUACAAUGUUCGACUCUAAUGAGAUGUUAUUACCUAUUGGUAAAGAUAUUGUGGCAAAAAUCUUGUUUCA